Messenger RNA from Monodelphis domestica (gray short-tailed opossum), 4662 nucleotides. RefSeq names its product protein O-mannose kinase (gene POMK). Gene Ontology annotation, molecular function: ATP binding; carbohydrate kinase activity; protein kinase activity. Gene Ontology annotation, biological process: carbohydrate phosphorylation; protein O-linked glycosylation; protein phosphorylation. Lineage: Eukaryota; Metazoa; Chordata; Mammalia; Didelphimorphia; Didelphidae. Gene Ontology annotation, cellular component: endoplasmic reticulum membrane. The record is from RefSeq and is a predicted model, not a curated record.
CGGGUAGUCAGGGACAACGUGAAAGUGUGUCCGGAAGUCGAGGGAUUCCGGAAAAGUGGAGGGAGCCUUCCAGGGGAAUUGGGACCUAGAGAGUGCAGAAGUGACUCUGUUGCCAAAUGGCCGAAUAGCUGGUAGUUAAAAAUCAGAAAGGGCUGAAUUUUGCGACGACUUAGAGCAGGAGGCCCAGAAUUGGUGCUCGGUGGCAACCCGUGGCUCCUUUGGGAUAGACUAGCCGCGGGACGGCCACAGCCGCAGGGACUGCACAGACCGCAGGGACAGCGGCGGCGCUUUCUUGCAAGAGCCAGGGCACUGGACACGGCAGUGCGGGCGUUGCUCUGGGAUGCUCUGGGCUGGCUGGCUUGGCCGAGCCCUCAGCCGGAGCUCCGCCCUCGUCUUCUCGCGUUCCGACUCCGAGGAGAUGAGCCCUGAAGACAGGUUCCUAUGCAUUAGUGAUGCUGUCUCCAGAGAGGGAGAGGCCCUGUCACGAGUGGUCCUUCCUUCGAACGUGGUGAAAACAUCUUGAUCCGAAGUGACAGGGAGGCAUGGAAGAGAACAACAUGGAAAAGAAAUUGCAGGGUUGUAAAAAAGGCUCUUCUCAACGAGAAGUCCCUGUCCCACCAGCUGUGCUGCUGCUGUUCAUAAUGGGCCUCAUGAACAUCGUCCUCUAUCUCUACCUGGAUCGCGUUUUCGUCUCUCCUCCGCCCGCUGUGCUGGAGGCCCGUCGCUGUCCCUUUGGGACCUUCCGGAUGGGGCAGAUGAAAAAUUGUUCCCCCUGGCUCUCCUGUGAAUCCCUGAGAACAGAAGUCAGGAAGCUGAAGCGCGUUGGGGAAGGAGCUGUGAAAAGGGUCUUUCUUUCCGAAUGGAAGGAACAGAAAGUGGCUCUUUCCCAGCUCAGCAGACCAGAGAUGAAAGAAGAUUUCCUCCACGGUGUGAAGAUGCUGAAAGCCUUACAAAGUGAACAUGUCGUCAUGCUGCUUGGCUAUUGUGAAGAUGAUGGCACUCUGCUUACUGAAUACCAUCCCUUGGGAACUCUGAAGACCCUGGAAGAAACCUUAAACCUCCCUAAAUACCAAAGCCUGAACACCUGGCACCACAGAUUGAAACUGGCAAUUAACUAUGUAAACAUCAUUAACUAUUUACACACCAGUCCCCUGGGCCCAUUGGUGAUGUGCGACUCAAACGACUUAGACAAAAUACUUUCUCAGUACUUGUUGACAAGCAGUUUUAAUAUCGUGGCAAAUGAUCUUGACGCCUUGCCUGCUGUCAACAAGGACAAGGGGAUCCUGGUCAAAUGUGGCCACAGGGAGCUCGCGGGGGAAUUCGUAGCCCCUGAGCAACUUUGGCCUUAUGGAGAGGAAACUCCUUUUAAUGAUGAUCUCAUGCCACCAUAUGAUGAGAAGACAGACAUCUGGAAAAUACCUGAAGUCUCCAGUUUCCUUUUGGGGCACGUGGAAGGGAGUGAUGUUGUCAGAUUCCAUUUGUUUGAGAUCCACAAGGCAUGUAAGCAGAAGAAUCCAGAAGAAAGGCCGUCAGCUCAGGUGGUCCUAGACACUUACCAAAAGGUUUUGAAUUCACUUAGAGACACAGUCAUGCCUGGGGUAAGAGAAAUGUUGUGAAAACCGGACUAACCAGUAAGAGGAGGGCCCUGAUGAUUUAAUGGAAGAAUACAAGCUACUUUUCUCAGUUGACCUUUUUUGUCUUGGUUGUAGUGGUCUUCAGCUGUAUUCAGAUGGUUAUUUUCAGUCAUCUCUUUGUAAAUGUUGAGCUGAAAAAUGGUAAAAAUAAUUUGAGGGGAGAAAUGGGAAGAGGAGUGAUAUGUGCAUGGAAAAUGUAGAAAGGACAUUGCAUUUCGAGUCAGAGGUCCUGAUUUCAUGGGUUCAAAUCCUGGCUCUAUCACUUACCAUCUUUGUGAUGUUAGUUAACCUCUUCUGGACCUCAGUUUCCUUAUUUGCAAAAUGAAGGGGUUGGCCAAGAUAAUCUCUAUAAGGUUUAUUUACUGUUCUUAUGAACUUUGGACUUUAUUUUAAAUCUAGCAUUCAAUUCCUUUCUCAAGUUACCCCCCUGGUGAAAGGACAAGAGACUUAUACUAUGCCCAAGAGGUAAACAACCAAAGGAAAAAGAACAGAGCAGCAAAGAGACUUAGGUAAAUUGAAUAUAAUUGAAUUUAUAAAAGUCAAAAUAACUUAACCAUAUUCCUUGUUGUGAUGUGGAGGUCCCUCUGGGUUCUUAAAAUUGAGGCCACUAAAUGCCAUCUUCUGACUGGUCCUACAAAGCCAGAAACACCUCAGUGAUGGAUGCAGAGAUGGAUUCUCCGUGUACAUUUAAAGGGCAAAUCUAGCUAACAAGUUCAUUCCCUUCAUAGGACGUUGGCUGUUAGGUGAUGAUUUUUUUUUUGUGGUGGUUGGGGGAGGGGGGAGGCAAGGAUAGUAAUUCAUGAAUGGACCAGAGAAUAAAAAGACCCUUUCUCCUCCCUGGCCCCCUUCUUUUUUCUCUAUCAGAAAAAGGAGGGAAAAGUUUCAGUGAAUCACACACUAUUCACACCAUCUAUUAAUGCUAAUUUAAUCAUUUUUAUUCCCAAUGUCCGAUUAAAAAGCAACAUGUGCUCUGUUAGUUUUCUUGGGAUAUCAGACAAACAAGAAGGCUCCCAACAUAUCCUGUGUAGACCUCCCUCUGGAGAAUGUGUAGGAGGACCCAGACAAGAGCUGUAUAAGAUGAGCAUCCACGGAUGGAUUUAGAUCUGCAUUACUGGAGAGAGUGCUUACAUUAGAGUUUUGGAGUACUCUGUGCGAUCUUAGCCCCAAAACCUAGCAGAUGCACUGCCACAGCAAUGGAACCAAAGCCAUUUCCAGAUUUGGUUUCUUAAGUGAAGUCAGAGUCUUCAUUCAAAGCCUCAAGAUAAGAAGGUCUUGCAUGAGACAUUUGCAUUGUUCCCCAAAGACUAGAUUUAAACAGAUCACUCUCAAGAUAAUUCCCACUAAGUAUCAGCAUUCAUCGUAUAGGAGGAAAAAGUUAUGGAUGCAUAAGAACUAUUUAUAUGGAAGAGAAUUGGUUCUUUUUUUGGCUAGAUCAUGAAAAGAACUUUUUUCUGCAAUGCUUUCUUUUUAACAGUGAUGAAGUCAGAGUUACCAGAGUAUGUUCACUUGUCACUUGUGCUAAUUUAAUUAAGUCACAUAUAGCACUUGUGCUAUAUUUAUUUUAUAGUUUUAUGUAUGUGUAAGAGGUCUAUCAUAACACCCUCAUUCUUGGUCAGUAAAAGAAGCAUUACCAGAAACUGAGAAGUUUUUCAAAGUAGAAGGAAAUGGAAACAUUUUAACACUAAAUCCUUUAGAAAUCACAACUCUGCUGCUGCCCACAGAUUAUAUUUCUAAAACCACUAUGUUUUUUUUAAAACUCUUACCUUCCAUCUUAGCAUCAAUACUGUGUAUUGGUUCUAAGACAGAAGAGCCAUAAGGGCUAGGCAAUGGGGGUUAAGUGACUUGCCCAGAGUCACAUAGCUGGGAAGUGUCUGAGGUCAGAUUUGAACCCAGGAUCUUCUGUCCCUGGGCCUGUCUCUCAAUCCACUGAGCCACCCAGCUGCCCCCAACCACUAAUCUUAAAGCCAGGUUCUGAGUGUCCCAGUUGACCUGCCUAUGAAUAGUCAACAAAAAUGACGAGUCACUGUCACCAUCUUAUUUACCAGAAGGAAUGGAGUGGGCCACUUGACUUGACUAAAACUUGAAAGAAUUCUUCACCUAUGGAUAUAUCCUCCUCCUUUUCAUUGGAUGAUAUGGUAGUUUAAGCUGCCUUCCCAAGUUGGAGGCCUGUAGAGAUGGCGAUGCAUUGAUAUAGGUUUUGUUCCCUUACAAGGCCAAAAUGCAAGCAAUAAGCAAAGUAAUUCCAGGGAGAAUAGAUUCUAAACCACCUGUUACUUCAUCUGCAAAAUGAGAGUAUUGGCCUUUAUAACCUUUAAAAUCCCUUCUAAUUCCAAGUCUAUGAUCACUUGACAUUUACCUGAGAUGACAUUACCUCCUGACACUCAACUCGCGGCAAAUACCAAAUUCUAUGAAAUGGAUCUCCCGUGUCACAGUAGAUAUGAGGACAUACCUGCCAAAAGGACAUAGGUGUACAUGGUAUGUCUUGAAAAAAUCACUACCAGUCACUCUGAUCAUUCCACUUAGUUCUAGAUGGAAUCACCUUUAGGAAGUCUCUAUUUGAUUUUACCAAAUGGGAUAGUUAUUGUAUUUGUGCUAUCAUUUUUACUUGGUCAGUUCUGUCACUAUAAAAUCAAUGCUCUCUGUUCAUUCAGACUUUUCUAGUCCAGUAAAAUGGUCAAACUUAUGAGUUUUAAAAUAUAACAAAUAAAGGAGAUAUUUUUCUCCUUUCUCAUCCCUUCCUCUUCUCAAGACCUUUGUGAGUCCAGGUACAGACUUGUCUUUCGGGUCAUCUGCCAAGGCCAACUGCCAGGAAAUCCAGGUGAAUAAAAUUCUAAUCCUUUAAACAGGAAAUGGUUUGUCAAAGAAAAUCUUACCAACUAAAUCAUAUGAGAAAGUCCAUGUUUUGCCCAAAGCGCAGAUGUGGAAAUUCAUUACUUUCAUAGGGGAAUUGUCUUCUGUCAUGCAUAAAUGUGAUUUUAAGAAGAGAAAGAUGAUUUUUCAUCAUUAAAGCUCUUUCAGGAUAUUGAAA